AUGUGCGAGUACUCUAGUCCAGCAAAUUUGCGCGUUACCAUCAUCGCUGCCGAUGGACUGUACAAGCGAGAUGUCUUCCGACUACCCGAUCCUUUCGCGGUGGCAACAGUGAAUGGCGAGCAAACCAAGACUACGGCCGUCUCGAAACGGACACUCAAUCCAUACUGGAACGAAAGCUUCGACUUCCGCGCCACCGAAGAUAGCAUUCUCGCAGUACAAGUAUUUGAUCAGAAGAAGUUUAAGAAGAAGGACCAGGGGUUCCUCGGGGUCAUCAAUAUCCGCAUAGGGGAUGUGAUCGAGUUGGCCGAUGGAGCAGAUGAUCAAAUGCUCACUCGAGAUUUGAAGAAAUCCACAGACAACCUUGUGGUACACGGCAAGCUCAUAGUCAAUCUCUCCACGAACCUCAGCGCUCCCGUCAGAAAUCCUCAGCAGCCAGCACCACCACAAAGUGGGGCAUUAUCCGCGAGUUCAAGCCGACCAUCUCUCGUGCCAGCAUCAUCUACUCUGAGCACUGGAGCUCUGUCGGACCGCCCGCCCUCGUCGUCUUCCAACAAUCUUGCCCCUGGUGGGCAGCUGACCCUUCCUCACAGGCCUAAUAGCAGUCUUGUGACCAGCUCGGCCGCUGCUAAUGGUGCUAGCAACAAUGGUAACAAUCAAGGAUCCGCACGAGCUGCCAGCCAGAUGAGUCCUUUUGAAGAUGCUCAAGGCCGACUUCCUGCUGGCUGGGAACGACGGGAGGACAACCUAGGACGAACUUACUACGUGGACCACAAUACGCGCACUACGAGCUGGAAUCGUCCGACACAGGCUAGCACUGCUGAGGCACGCGGUGAACGUGAAGCCGCAACUCAAGUUGAGCGUCAACGCCACCAGAACCGCACACUACCCGAGGACCGUACUGGUGCCAAUUCGCCAACGCUGCAACAGCAGCAACAACAGCAAAGUGCUAGCCAGGCAGCCAGCAACGCCACUCUGAUGCACACUGGAGCUACAAGCCCAGGCACCGGCGAAUUGCCACCAGGCUGGGAACAGAGAUGGACUCCCGAAGGACGUCCGUACUUCGUUGACCACAAUACGCGGACCACUACUUGGGUCGACCCCCGGCGGCAGCAGUACAUUAGAAUGUAUGGUGGUCAGAACAAUGCCAACGGCACAAUUCAACAGCAACCAGUGUCACAGCUUGGCCCGCUCCCCAGUGGUUGGGAGAUGCGUCUGACCAACACCGCUAGAGUGUACUUCGUGGACCACAACACCAAGACCACGACAUGGGAUGAUCCACGACUGCCCUCCUCACUGGACCAGAACGUUCCCCAAUACAAGAGAGACUUCCGUCGUAAGCUCAUCUACUUCCGCUCCCAACCUGCUAUGCGGAUUCUUUCCGGGCAGUGCCACAUCAAGGUGCGGCGCUCGCACAUUUUUGAGGACUCCUUUGCCGAGAUCUCGAGGCAAUCCGCCACGGACCUCAAGAAGCGCCUAAUGAUCCGUUUCGAUGGAGAAGAUGGUCUCGAUUAUGGUGGUCUGUCGAGAGAGUUCUUCUUCCUCCUCUCUCACGAAAUGUUCAAUCCUUUCUACUGCCUUUUCGAAUAUUCGGCCCACGACAACUACACUCUACAGAUCAACCCGCACUCCGGCAUCAACCCAGAGCAUCUCAAUUACUUCAAAUUUAUCGGGCGCGUCGUUGGCCUGGCCAUCUUCCACCGCCGAUUCCUGGAUGCUUUCUUUAUUGGUGCGUUGUACAAGAUGGUUCUUGGCAAAAGUGUCAACCUGGCGGAUAUGGAGGGUGUAGAUGCCGAUUUCCACCGAAGUCUGCAGUGGAUGCUGGACAACGACAUCUCUGGAGGCAUUCUUGAACAGACAUUCUCCACCGAAGAUGAACGAUUUGGUGUUAUGACCACCGAAGACCUGAUACCCAAUGGCCGCGACAUUGACGUCACGAACGAGAACAAAAAGGAGUAUGUUGAUCUCAUGGUCAAGUGGCGGAUCGAGAAGCGCAUUGCCGAGCAGUUCCAGGCUUUCAAGGAGGGCUUUCAUGAGCUCAUCCCGCAGGAGCUGAUCAACGUGUUUGACGAGCGCGAGCUUGAGCUGCUCAUCGGUGGCAUCGCCGAGAUCGACGUGGAUGAUUGGAAGAAGCACACAGACUAUCGUGGCUACACUGAGAGCGACGAGGUUAUUCAGUUCUUCUGGCAGACUGUGCGCAGUUGGGACGGGGAGCAGAAGAGCAGGCUGCUGCAGUUCACCACAGGAACCUCUCGUAUUCCUGUGAACGGCUUCAAGGAUCUUCAGGGUAGUGACGGGCCAAGGAGGUUUACAAUUGAAAAGUCAGGCGAGCCUGGCAACUUGCCCAAGGCGCAUACAUGCUUCAAUCGUCUUGAUCUCCCGCCCUACAAAUCUCUUGAGCAGUUACAACACAAGUUGCUUAUCGCUGUUGAGGAGACGAUGGGUUUUGGCCAAGAAUAA
Messenger RNA from Microdochium trichocladiopsis, 2457 nucleotides. Its product is annotated as ubiquitin-protein ligase. Lineage: Eukaryota; Fungi; Ascomycota; Sordariomycetes; Xylariales; Microdochiaceae. Gene Ontology annotation, biological process: ubiquitin-dependent protein catabolic process. Bases 1 to 2457 code for a protein of 818 amino acids. The record is from RefSeq and is a predicted model, not a curated record. The transcript is spliced from 6 exons. Gene Ontology annotation, molecular function: protein binding; ubiquitin protein ligase activity.